Didymosphaeria variabile is the source of this 732-nucleotide messenger RNA. RefSeq lists its product as uncharacterized. Gene Ontology annotation, biological process: proteolysis. The record is from RefSeq and is a predicted model, not a curated record. NCBI's taxonomy places the organism in Eukaryota, Fungi, Ascomycota, Dothideomycetes, Pleosporales, Didymosphaeriaceae. Bases 1 to 732 code for a protein of 243 amino acids. The transcript is spliced from 2 exons. Gene Ontology annotation, molecular function: serine-type peptidase activity.
AUGGGCAAACAAAGCGAGAGUGCUCAGGUGCUGAGACGCCAGUCGGUGAAUAGCAGUAUCUUGACAUACCACCCUGCGAAUGUUUCCAAUGGCGUCGGUGUGCUCGUUUUGCCGGGCGGAGGCUAUUCGUACACAUCGAUGGACAAGGAAGGCUACCAACCAGCCACCUGGCUGAACCAGCGUGGCUAUGAUGCCUGGAUUCUGGACUACGCAACAGCGAACAACACGGAAACACCGCUCUAUCCGCUGCCUCAGGACCAAGCCCUAGAAGCGGUGAAGCAGAUUCGGGCAAAGGAUAUCGUGUCGAAACUGGGAAUUUGGGGGUUCUCAGCAGGAGGGCACUUGGCUGCAACGACUGUAACGAACACCUCCGCAGACCUGGACUUCGGUAUACUCGCAUAUCCCGUCAUUACACUAGACCCGAAGUACACGCACAAUGGAUCGCGGACGAAUCUCGUUGGGAGCAACCCUUCGCCUGAACUGCAACAUUUGUUAUCGGCAGAGAACCGCGUCACGAACUCCACUCCUCCAGUGUUCUUAUUUCACACCGCCAAUGACGGAUCAGUUCCUAUCCAAAAUACAUAUCUUUUCGCAAAUGCGAUGGCGAGUCACAAGCGACCCACUCAAUUGCUUGUCUUGCCUGAUGGAGGACAUGGGCUUGGAUUGGCGCUAAGUGACCCGGUAAGAACUUGGACCGGAGAGCUUGAAAGGUUCUUAAGGUACUCGAUCUGA